This is a messenger RNA of Eremothecium sinecaudum, 1041 nucleotides long. It is a transcript of the gene MRX20, whose product is annotated as Mrx20p. Bases 1 to 1041 code for a protein of 346 amino acids. Lineage: Eukaryota; Fungi; Ascomycota; Saccharomycetes; Saccharomycetales; Saccharomycetaceae. The record is from RefSeq and is a predicted model, not a curated record. Gene Ontology annotation, biological process: mitochondrial citrate transmembrane transport. The transcript is spliced from 2 exons.
AUGAGUAACGAGCGAAAUUCUGGUAUUGCGGACAAUAAUGCAUCUUCUAUGCAUAUCACUCAUAAUAACGUGAUGCCAGCAGUAAUGGCUGGGACUACAGCUGCCGUGUUUCAAACUGUGAUUUCGCAUCCCUUUGAAUACGUGAAGACAGGUUUACAGCUACAUCGAAGUCUUCCUGGCGCGGAACCCCUACAAAUGAUACACCCGGUGAAAUACUAUUUCAGUGGGUGCUCGGCGUUGAAUGUAGGGGUGCUAAUUAAGACGGCUGCUCGGUUUUCGACUUUUGAAUGGGCUUGUAAAGCCUUACAGGACCCCAGUUUACCCGAGGAACCGAUAAAGGGUGUACGGUUACUUGUUGCAGGAGCCAUCACUGGGUUUGUCGAAAGUCUCUGCGUGAUUCCUUUUGAAAGUAUCAAAACUACAAUGAUAGAGAAUAGUAUCUUGGUAUCGAGUCAGGCGGUAGGGCCGGAAAAACCAAUUAAAUCCGCAGUUAAUGCUGGUUCGCCUGUAAGACGGACAUUUCAUAAUCCUGUUCUGGAAAACCGGGAAUCGAUCCAUCGGUACUAUGAACAGCAUCCAUCCCGUAAUUUAAUUUCCGCCGUUAAGGAGAUGUACAUGACUCGUGGAGUGCGAGCUUUUCUACAGGGUAGCAUGCCUACGAUAACUAGGCAGCUUGGAAAUUCCGUCGUUCGAUUUACUGUAUAUACAUGGUUAAGACAGCUGAUAUCUCCUAACAAGGCACCAAACGAGCUCCAGGCAACGGGUCUAGGAAUUGUGUCCUCGGGAGCUGUGGUGUUACUGACGCAGCCCAUCGAUGUCGUUAAGACUCGGAUGCAAGGGAAGCAUGCGUUGUUUUUAUACCGGAACUCUUUGGAGUGUGCUUAUAGAAUUUUCGUUGAAGAAGGUUUCAGACAUAUGUGGAAAGGAUGGGUCCCUAGGCUAUUUAAGGUUGGCUUAUCGGGCGGGAUCUCUUUUGGUGUGUACCAAUACUUUGAGAAUCUAUUUACGCAUAUGGCCAAAAGCUCUGCGAUGAAGCCUUGA